AUUAGGUCUGAAACACUAACUGUGGCGGAUCUAUCUGGCAAAUAUAAUGUUCUAGGUCUUAUUUACGAAUGUGUUCUCACGCUACCACAAGAUUUGAGCAACACAACUGAUACGAGACAUUGUAGCUUUCUAUCAGCCCAAAGCCAGCUGGAAAAGCAGGCAUUGAUACAGAGUGACAGGGAAAGCGAUUUCUUCCACAUCCAUCGAUUGAUCCAGGCGGUCAUUUUGGAUUCAAUGCCCAAAGACCACAUUCAAGGACGGUUCGAGGAUGCCGUGCUUCUGGUGAAGAGGGCUUUCCCCAAGGUCACCUCGGCAACCUUGCCCAAUGCGUACAAGAGCGAGAUGUGGCAUGUUGCUCAGGAAUGCCUUCCUCACGUGCUUGCGCUGGUGCAGACGUACCAGAAGUUCCACGUCUCUCUGGAGAACGCUUCUGGAUUUCCACGCCUUCUCUCCGACACUUCAUGGUAUCUCUACGAAGCUGGCCAUUUUGAGCGUGCCAAGGAUCUCCUUCAAAAAGCCGAAGCCGUCUGUGAGCAUGAUCGACCACUCAAGGCUUCAACCCGCAGCAUCCGAGCUCUCAUUUAUCAUCACCAGAACUUCCAAAAGGAGGCAAGGCAGAUAUGGGAGGAAAAUCUUGCCCUUAGGAGGGAACUUCACGGGGAGAGCCACUUCCUCGUCGGCCAGAAUCUGUGUAACUUGGCUGCUGCAUACGGCGAGCUUGGCGACAUGGACAAAUGCCGCGACAUUUUCAAGCGUGGCCAGGCCCACCGGGAAACAUACCAUCCCAAGGACUUGAGCGACUUGGCACUUCACGACUGCAACUUUUCCAGCUACCUGAUCCAUUACGGGUAUUCCAAAGAGGCAGAGAUCAUAGUGCAACGGUCGUUGGAAAGGUAUCGGCAAUGCGAGAAUGAGGAUGGCUUCGGGUUCAAUCAGUGA
Molecule: messenger RNA, 939 nt
Organism: Clonostachys rhizophaga
Lineage: Eukaryota; Fungi; Ascomycota; Sordariomycetes; Hypocreales; Bionectriaceae
Source: the annotation of a GenBank genome assembly